This is a messenger RNA of Tetrahymena thermophila SB210, 279 nucleotides long. RefSeq names its product transmembrane protein, putative. The transcript has 2 exons. Lineage: Eukaryota; Ciliophora; Oligohymenophorea; Hymenostomatida; Tetrahymenidae. The record is from RefSeq and is a predicted model, not a curated record.
AUGAUAAAUAUUUUAGUAUUUUUAUAGUAAGUAUAGAAUAAGAAAUAGAAAUUUAUUAUAUAAAAUAUAGAUAAAUACAUUAAUUAAAUUAGAAAUUGUUUCAAUCAAUUUAUUUUAUUAGAUAUUAUUUAAUAUUGCGACUUAGGUUUGAAGGUAUAGAAAAGGAAAAAAAAUAAGUAAAUAAACAAAUUAUUUAUUAUCUAUCUAUCUAUCUAUCUAUCUAUCUAUCAAGCAUAUAGAACAAUAAAAUUUCAAGAUUUGGAUUUUUCAAUCAAUUGA